This is a messenger RNA of Lachancea sp. 'fantastica', 2046 nucleotides long. Lineage: Eukaryota; Fungi; Ascomycota; Saccharomycetes; Saccharomycetales; Saccharomycetaceae. The record is from the annotation of a GenBank genome assembly.
AUGGGUCUUUUAAACGCCCAAGACAAGGAGAAAAUCAAGCGAGCCCUUCCCAAAAGCUCCAACAAAAUCGUGGAUGUCACUGUGGCCCGAUUAUACGUGGCAUAUCCCAACCCUCAAGAAUGGCAGUAUACUGGUCUUUCCGGAGUCAUCGCUUUAGUAGAUGAUAUUGUGGGACAUACAUUUUUCCUGAAGCUUGUGGAUAUCCAAGGCCACCGAGGAGUUUUGUGGGAUCAGGAAUUGUGGGUGGGAUUCGAAUAUCAUCAGGAUCGAACUUUUUUCCACACUUUUGAGCUGGAAGAAUGCAUGGCAGGACUACUAUUUGAAGAUUUGGACGAGGCGGCACAUUUAUUGAAAAGAGUUCAGAAACGCGAUAAAUACGCGUCCAAGAAGACUCUGGGUAACAAGAAUGCCAUCGCGUUGACUAAAAAGCUACAAACUGAGGAAGAAUCACAAGUUGUUCAUGGUCCCCGAGGAGAAUCUCUCAUUUCCGAUCAAAGACAACGUUACAAAAUCCAAGAUUUUGAAGCUCCUGUAACCAAGAAAAAGGCACCUCCGCCGCCUCCACCUGCUGCUGCAGGUGGGUUUUCACAGCCUCGUUACACUCCAGAUGUUCCUCCAGCUCCAAGAUUUACAUCGCCCCCGCCACAACCAGUGGAAACCGCAUCCUCAUAUGCAUCCGAUGCGUUUGAAAGCCCAGUAUCUGACGACGACAGUUCGUCGGCCAUGGCCUCCAAGCCCGCUACGCCAGCUCCUCAGCCAAAGCAACCAGUACACAAACUACCGCCAAUGCCUGCUUUUGCCAAUCCACCCACAACUUCCAUGCCGCCUGCACCGCCUGUUGCUCCUGCACCACCUGCACCACCUGCACCACCUGCACCACCUGCACCCUAUUCAGCGGCACCGGUAGCUCCACAACUUCCCGCAUUCACAGCAUCUGCACCUCCGCAGCGAUCCAGCAACAAUCCUUUCCCUAUUCCUGUCCAACACACGGCACCGAUCGCGUCGCCAGGAAAUUUCAACCAGACAAGUGGCUCUGCACCACAUCCGCCUCUACCGCAAGCUAAUAGACCCCUUCCUGGUGUUCCGCCUCGUUCAAACGGCCCCCCCGCACCGCCUCCAAGAAGAAGACCGGGGCCACCUCCUCCGCCACGGCGAAUCACCUCUAAUCCAACCGGCUAUCCAGCACAUGCCCCUAUUCAGCCCUCACAAACCGGUCCCGCACAGGUUCGACGUCCAGGUCCACCUCCACCGCCCAGACGAGGUGCUGCCCCCCCACCACCAUCGAGGUCGGCUCGUGUCUCUUCAGCACCACAACCACCGCAGCGUAAUGCUUCAAUGUCGUCCCCACCACCUAUGCAUACAUUUCCACAACAAAACUCUACUCCAGUUCCUCUCCCAUCUCGUCCUGCAAUGUCAUUACCGCAACCACAGCCUAACGGCCAGCAAUUCAUGCCACCUCCUCCUCCACUUCCUCCUACAUCUCAACCUUCUGCAAUACAGCCUUCCGGUAUGGCCCCACCGCCACCACCACCUCCUCCACCGGCAUUUCAUCAAAACAGUGCAGUCACAAAUGGCAUUUCACCACCGCCUCCUCCUCCUCCUCCGGCAUUCCAACAAAACAGUGCAGCCACAAAUGGCAUUCCACCACCUGCUCCGCAUAUGCCUUCUAGGGAAGCACAGCCAGCCGCUAGUGCUCCUCCUCCACCACCUGCUUUUUUGGCUCAACCACAGCAAUCUCAACCAGCAGCUGGUGCAAACGACAACACCGGGGAUGCUGGUCGAGACGCCUUGCUUGCAUCAAUUAGAGGAGCCGGGGGUAUUGGUGCAUUGCGCAAGACAGAUAAAUCGCAACUUGAGAAGCCUAGCGUUGCUUUGCAAGAAGCUCGGGGAGAAAGCACAGGUCAGCCCUCUGGAUCUGCAGGCCCUUCUGCAAACGGAGGUGGCGGACCGGCUUCUCUGGCAGAUGCCCUAGCUGCUGCACUAAACCAGCGUAAAAGUAAAGUGGCACAAGACGACGGCGAUUACGACAAUGGUGACGAUUGGUGA